GCCAGUAGGAGUAUAAUAUGUCUCAGGCUUGGUGUUCAGUGGAAGGAACUGUGCUACAUCAUUGGUGUCAGUGGGAGGAAUAGUGCCACAUCAUUGGUGUCAGUGGGAGGAAUAGUGCCCCAUCAUUGGUGUCAGUGGAAGGAAUAUUUCCCCAUCAUUGGUGACAGUGGAAGUAAUGAGGCCCCAUCAUUGGUGUCAGUUGUAGGAACAGUGCCUCAUCAUUGGUGUCAGUGGGAGGAAUAGUGCCCCAUCAUUGGUGUCAGUUGUAGGAACAGUGCCUCAUCAAUGGUGUCAGUGGGAGGAAUAGUGCCCCAUCAUUGGUCUCAGUGGGAGCAAUGAGGCCCCAUCAUUGGUGUCAUUGGGAGGAAUAGUGCCCCAUCAUUGGUGUCAGUGGGAGGAAUAGUGCCCCAUCAUUGGUGUCAGUGAGAGGAAUAGUGCCCCAUCAUUGGUGUCAGUUGUAGGAACAGUGCCUCAUCAAUGGUGUCCGUGGGAGGAAUAGUGCCCCAUCAUUGGUCUCAGUGGGAGCAAUGAGGCCCCUGUCAUUGGUGUCAUUGGGAGGAACCGUGCCCCAUCAUUGGUGUCAGUGGGAGGAAUAG
Messenger RNA from Staurois parvus, 596 nucleotides. NCBI's taxonomy places the organism in Eukaryota, Metazoa, Chordata, Amphibia, Anura, Ranidae. The record is from the annotation of a GenBank genome assembly.